CUUUUAUUUUUUGAUCAGCCAAUACUUUCAAUUCAAGACUUAUUGAAGUAUAAUAAUAAGGUGAUCAGCAUAAAUGAAUUCUUUGAGAACUUGAUCCGUCUUCAAAUUCAAUUACUUGAUAUAUUUAAAAUAGGUAAUGACUUCAUGCAUCUUCCAUACCUCGUGGAGUUGAAGAAUUAUCUCCCAGAUAGCUCUUUCCAUGAUUUGGUUCAGGAAAAAGAAAACUUCAUGACUAGUGGGGGAAAUAUAUCUCCAGAUGACUCAAGCAAUGAGGAAAAAUCACCGGUAUCAGCUACAGAAAUAAAAGAAAUCAACGUGGAUAACGAAAGAAUCAUAAAAUUGGGCGAUGAGAUUAAACUCCCAUUAUCUUCCAAAACAAUCAACUAUCAACUCAGAAGAGCAUCAGUUAAUGGGAGUAAUAAGAAUGAUACAAAGGCUAAAUCGCCCCUGCCAUCGGCCCCUGAACCAGAGAGAAAUAUCAACAAUAGUGAAGAUAAACUAGGCGACCAAGAAAAGAAGAACAAAGAUAAAAAUUACCUUAAGGGUAAGCGAAUGGUGAUUAUCCCCCACAAAAUUUUGACCAAACCUUUCACCAAGUUGACCACCAAGGAAUACUUGAAGUUUCUUCUGGUGAUUGUUAAGAUAAUUGUCAAUUUCAAAACGUUUUUUGCGUUAACAAUAGACUCAUUACCAACAAGCCAUUCACAACAAUUCCAACAACAACAACAUCAGGCACAAGAACAUGGCAUUAGAAAGAAAACCUCUUCGUCUACUCUUUCCAGUACCAUUAAUCAAUUUCGUUUCAACCUUAACCACCAUAAUACCAACGAGAAACCCAGUGAAGAUGGGAAUCCACUCAACGACAAUAGCAUGUACGAUUUCGAACAUAUUCUUGAAAAAAUUGCAAAUAUGGAAUCUUUCUUCAAUAUCAAGUUGGGAAUAUUGGAACAAAAAAAGAAUAGAGCAAACGAAUUAAAGAAAACUUAUCCUGGAUCAUACUCAUCAUUACCCAGUCACUAUAAUACCAACAGUACUACAUCCAGCAGUCUUAACGAGAGUCCCAAGGAGGCCAGUAAUGUCUCUGUAAACGGAUCGCUAAUAUCAACUCCUACAUCCAGCUCUUCUUCGGCCAUGAACUCGAUUAUCAAAUCAGAUAUCGAAAAACUCGACCGAGACAGACAAAACCACUCGAGACAAUCACCCCUUAAGUCCUUAUAUACAAAUAUAUUCCAGAAAUCAAAGGCUCACCUGCAAGACUACCGGGACCCACAGCACGACGAGCCCGAUGGUCUUUCAACUGACGUAUACGGCAACAUCAGUGAGACCCAUGGAAAUGCCCGAUCCAGCAGUGCCAAUCUCGAUCCAUUUUCCAACAUCAACAUUCCAGAAUCGCCCGAGUGGGACCGCAACCCAGACUUGAAGGUCAUAAUGCAAAAAGUCUACCAAUUAAUGGCCAACGGCACUGGCCGAACCCCAAAUCAGAUUGCAAAAACCAAAUCCGCAGCCAUUAGUCCUCGUACAACCUCAGCACAAAAUAGCACCAAAAAUCAACAGACCCCCGGUAACAACAUUGGAAUUGAUACUUUGAAGAUGAUGGCCCAAUCCAAGGUCCAAUUGGACGACUGGGACGUCAUAAGCAAAAUGUAUUAAGCCUGUAAAUAGUCCGUUAAUCUAAAGAAUCCUAUCCAACUCUGUGUAAAUUUGAGACCUCUGCACGUGUAAAUCGUGUCCCUAAUUUUAAUUCUCGCUCAGAAACCAAUUUUCUCUCAUUUUUUCAACACCCCC
This is a messenger RNA of Hyphopichia burtonii NRRL Y-1933, 1785 nucleotides long. RefSeq lists its product as uncharacterized. Lineage: Eukaryota; Fungi; Ascomycota; Pichiomycetes; Serinales; Debaryomycetaceae. The transcript has a single exon. The coding region runs from base 145 to 1650 and encodes 501 amino acids. The record is from RefSeq and is a predicted model, not a curated record.